Molecule: messenger RNA, 637 nt
Organism: Pyrenophora tritici-repentis Pt-1C-BFP
Lineage: Eukaryota; Fungi; Ascomycota; Dothideomycetes; Pleosporales; Pleosporaceae
Source: RefSeq, a predicted model, not a curated record
AAACCAUUCAUCUAAUUCCAACGUUUCCACAAAUAGUCAUGACUUCCUACGCCUCCCAGUACCCGCCAUCUAUCGAUUUUGACCCUGCGUACAAGAAGUUCUUCGAGAGCUUCUAUGCCGCCUCCGACACGCCGGGAGCGCAGGCGCACGAUGAAUACACCAAAUAUUUCACGGAAGAUGCAACGCUAAUCAUGGCUUCCAAGAAAGUCGCCGGGCGUGCAGAGAUCAAAUCCCUGCGCGAAGCUAUGUGGGAAAAGGUUGCCAGUAGAGCGCACGAGCCUGUGAAGAUAUUUCCGUUUGGGCCCAACGCAGACCAAGUUAUGCUGUACGGAACGGUCAAAUACGGCCUCAAAGCAGGGGGCGAAUCUAGCAAGGACUGGGCUGCCAGAGCGCAACUUGUCAAAGACGAAGAUGGCCAUGUAAAGUUGAACUUCUACCAAGUAUAUCUAGUGCGACCGCCCACCCCCAUCCGUGUCAGUACAUGUGGAGUUGCGGCUGAUGAUUUAAUCUAGGAUACCGCAGCUUGAGCCAGGUUAUAGGUAAAUCUUACGUUAAUAUGGCCCCAACUAUAGGGGCUUCCCUUGGCUUGGUAGUUUCAAAUAAGCUCGGUAAGCGGAUAGGACAUGGCCGAAUGCUA